Molecule: messenger RNA, 801 nt
Organism: Trichosporon asahii var. asahii CBS 2479
Lineage: Eukaryota; Fungi; Basidiomycota; Tremellomycetes; Trichosporonales; Trichosporonaceae
Exons: 1
Coding region: 1-801 (266 amino acids)
Source: RefSeq, a predicted model, not a curated record
AUGAUCAAGCUCGCUGCCAUCUCGUUCCUGGCUCUCGGCAGACCCCUGGGCAGGGCCUUUGCCAGCUCGUGCACGCCGUUGAGUUACGAAGUCAAGUUUUCUCUUCUCGACUCGGCACUCAAGUCUGGCCAGCCCAGCACCGAUGUCGUGUCGACAUUCUCUCUCAAGUCCCCACCGCAGGAACGAACAUGGGCAUACUUUGACACCAACGACAAGGGGCUGAAUGCCGAGGGCUGGGUCGUUCGCAUCCGACACAAGGAGGGCCAAGAUGUUGAGUUGACCUACAAGAAGCGUUUCGCGGUUCCGGAUGGGCUCGAUUCGGCGCUCGCCGAAGCUAGGGAUGCGGGGUUCACUGAAGACGCCGAAAUCGACUGGACCACAACCAAGCAGACCCUCAGCUUUGAUCACUCUGUCAAGCUGUCGCUGUGGACGCUGAAUGGGACUGCAAUCCCGAGCGCAGACUGGGGACUGUAUCUUCUCGUCAACCACAUUCCCGACAAGAUUGCCGACUGGAAUCACCAUGGAUGGGGUACAGAUACUCUGAAACGGUCACGCCAGUAUGGGCCCGUCACUGCCAAGGUCUGGUUUGGCAAGUGGAACGAUACCGAGGUGCGCGUCGAGGUCCUUCCCCUCAAGAAUGCCAAUGGGACGGGGAUGGAGCUCACGACUGAGCUCUCCUUUGGUGCCGACGGGAGCAACGCCUCUGCUCUGCGCGACGAGGUCAUGCACGAGCUGGAUAGUCGCGGCUGGCUCAACCGCGAGGGCAAGCUGAAGACGGGCCUGGUCCUUGAUCGCUACUAG